CGUGUAAUGUCCAAGACAAAUAACUAAACACUUAAGAGCUAAAUACUUACUACUUAUUACUUGUAAAAUUUAAAAUUUUUAUGUUAUUGUAAAUUGUAAUUAAGAUAAAUUGUGAAUGUUAAAAUAAUUAUUUAAGUUUGAAACAGUAUAACAAUUUUACAUUUCUACAAAUAAUCAUGGGUAAACCAAAAACCACUAUAUUAAAUGCCAAUCAUCCAAACAGUAGAAAAACAAAGCAAUUGAUUAAAACUAAACACAAGAUAGCAUUUCGGGACAAGAAGAAGUAUGUUAACUUAGCAAAACCAAGCUUACUAUGUGAAAAAUUAAUUUGGUUCAGAGAUAAUAUUGAUAACACAAUUGAGCAAUAUACUCAGGAUACUCUCUCAUCAUUAAUUGAGAAAUAUCUUAGCCGUUUUGACCAUGAAGCCAGUAUAAUUAAAGCAAGACAUAAAGAUAAGGGCAAUCGACGAUUUGCCAGUCGAGAAGAUGUCAUUAGACAUACAAUAGAACGAGAAAGAGAAGAGUAUAAUACAGCUGGCAUUGAAGUGCCAAAUAUACUUGAAGCCAGUCAAUUACUGUAUUUGCGCACCUGGGAUGGUGAUAUAAAGUAUCUACCAAAUAUCAAAAUAAUUCGUUUUCGCUGUUUAAAUUUAAACCAUUAAUUAAACCAUUAUUAAAAAUAUUAAAUUAUAAAUGUUACUAUCAUGCUAUAUA
This is a messenger RNA of Rhopalosiphum maidis (corn leaf aphid), 714 nucleotides long. Its product is annotated as translation machinery-associated protein 16. Gene Ontology annotation, cellular component: nucleus. The record is from RefSeq and is a predicted model, not a curated record. The transcript is spliced from 5 exons. Bases 177 to 662 code for a protein of 161 amino acids. NCBI's taxonomy places the organism in Eukaryota, Metazoa, Arthropoda, Insecta, Hemiptera, Aphididae.